This is a messenger RNA of Oncorhynchus kisutch (coho salmon), 1997 nucleotides long. RefSeq names its product lens fiber membrane intrinsic protein. Bases 1261 to 1782 code for a protein of 173 amino acids. Gene Ontology annotation, cellular component: plasma membrane. The transcript has 5 exons. Gene Ontology annotation, molecular function: structural constituent of eye lens. Lineage: Eukaryota; Metazoa; Chordata; Actinopteri; Salmoniformes; Salmonidae. The record is from RefSeq and is a predicted model, not a curated record.
UCAGACGAGGACUUCCACAGUAAUGUGUAUGACACCGGGUACAGGGUCCAAGUUUAAAAUGGCCGUCUCCUCCUUUGUAUAAUGCUGGGAGGAUAAGAUUUGGAGGAGAGAUAUUAAAAAACACACUAGCACACAGACCAGUAGAUAUGGAAAGAUGUUUUUUAGAACAAGAGGUCAGUGAGAACUGGACUCGGGAACAUCUUUGAAUGCUCAUCGUAGAAUCAUUUCCUGUGUUUGUUUAGGCAGCCCAGAGGCCCGUGUUCACUGGAUUUGAGGUCCAUGAGGCCUGGAGCUAAAUAACUGGGGGACAGACACACAGUCAGUUCUGUUUCACUUCUGUGUUGGUACAGUUCACUGGUGUAUUUAUUUACCAUACAAUUUUUUCUCCUUGAAUUCUGGGCAUGAAUGUUAAUAUUUAAUUAAGCUCCUUAAUGACUGAUCAAACCAUUUUGUCUGACUGUAAGGUAUCUAAUAUACAUGCAUUGAAAUUCUGUGUAAAUAAUCAUAUUGUAAUUACUUGGCAACAGAUCAUUUGAAUAAAUGAAAAGUGACCAUCAGUGCGUCAUGAUGAUACUGCGUAUGUAUGUUGACAUUGUGUGUUUGUGAGCAGGUGCAUAUGAGUGCGUGUCAAUGCGUGCGUGAGAGAGCGAGAUGGAGAGAGGGAGUUAAUUUAAGCCAUGCGUGUGGUCAUGUGUGGGCUCUCUAAGCGUGUAUCUGCCCUCGUGGCCAUACCCAGCCCACAGAUGACAGUGCGCUCCUCCAACUGAAAGAAAGUGUGAGCUUCAGCAUGUUGCAUUGACCACCCCCAGUACUGCAAGCCUCUGCACAUCUACAGUUCCAGAACACCAGAUACAACAACAAAAGCGGACCACGGCACACCUAUGGCGGCCUCAUUCCCCCCCCCACCCAUCCACUACUAUCCACUACUAUCCCAUACUAUCAACCCAAUCCCCCCUCCAUUAGUCCCCAUGGUCGCUCAAUGGGAAAGAGCCACGUGCCUCUGCGCCCACCAGCUCAAGAGCAUUUGUUCUCGCUGUUGGUUGCUGUAAAGGAUUUGCCUCCAUAGACAGAAAAGCGGAGCGGAUAACCUUUUGGAAUUCGGCCUAGGGGGUCCUCUUCGACCUUUUGCUCACUCCGGGAUUCCACUCUCUCUCUUUCUCUCUCAGUCUUUCCCUGCGGAAAGGUUGACACUUAAGAGGGUUUAUUUUUCCUGAAGAACUCAGUGCGUAGAGCCUCGCCACCGUCGCAGCGCCACUCAGGAUGCACAGCUUUAUGGGAGGGGGCCUGUUCUGCGCCAUAGUGGGGAACAUCCUGCUGGUGGUCUCAACUGCGACAGACUACUGGAUGCAGUACCGCUUGUCGGGGAGCUUCGCCCACCAGGGCCUGUGGAGGUACUGCAUGUCGGGCAAGUGCUACAUGCAGACGGACAGCAUCGCCUACUGGAAUGCCACCCGUGCCUUCAUGAUCCUGUCAGCCAUGUCGUGCUUCGCGGGCAUCAUCGCAGGCAUUCUCUCCUUUGCCCAUUUCUCCGCCUUCGAGAGGUUCAACCGCUCCUUCGCUGCAGGGAUCAUGUUCUUUGUCUCCACUCUCUUUGUUCUGCUUGCAAUGGCCAUCUACACUGGAGUGACGGUGAACUUCCUGGGGAAGCGCUUCGGUGACUGGCGCUUCUCUUGGUCCUACAUACUGGGCUGGGUGGCACUGCUCAUGACCUUCUUUGCAGGAAUAUUUUACAUGUGUGCCUACAGAAUGCAUGAAUGCAGGAGAGUGGUGGACCCACGCUAAAAGAGAGAGGAAAGCCAGUGGAAAGAUUGCAAAUCCGAGACAUUUUGGCCACACAAUUCCAACACGAUGAAAGAAUCAAGCUUACACCAAUAGACAUAUCACUGAAAUAUAGAAACAGUACUAGGUAAUUGAGAACCAAAGAUGAAUACAAAUGUUUGGUUAUGCCUGAGCAGUUUACGUGUCAUUUUAAUAAAGCUAUAACUCUAACAGUAAAA